Molecule: messenger RNA, 1514 nt
Organism: Erpetoichthys calabaricus (reedfish)
Lineage: Eukaryota; Metazoa; Chordata; Cladistia; Polypteriformes; Polypteridae
Product: F-box only protein 27-like
Exons: 6
Coding region: 333-1283 (316 amino acids)
Biological process (GO): glycoprotein catabolic process; SCF-dependent proteasomal ubiquitin-dependent protein catabolic process
Cellular component (GO): cytoplasm; SCF ubiquitin ligase complex
Molecular function (GO): protein binding; ubiquitin protein ligase activity
Source: RefSeq, a predicted model, not a curated record
CCCAUUUUACUCCGGUCUGCAGCAAUAUGUACUUGAAUUAUGGCGACAUUUUGUGCAACUUUCCUUUGAAAAUAGUUGGCAACAGUGGCUUCCAGGUAUCGGAGGUCUUUGGUGUAGAACCAUCUGUCCGGGAUUUUAUGCACCUCCAUCACCCCUUGCGUCGAGAAAUGUGAUCUCGCUCCAUUCCGCUGGAUUUCAGGCUCGGCAGGGAGGUGUACCUGGAGUUUCCUGUCUGUAGCUGGGCUCGUUUUGUCUUUUUCAGUAAAGCUAUCUUGCAGCUUUACUAGAAAUUGGUCAGAGUUGUGUGCCGUGGUCUUACGGUUUCCCAUAGCAUGUUUCCGCGGCUGCGCUUUAGGACGGCAAAAUCCCGAACAGUAGCGGAGGUGCAACGGCCCCCAAAGACUAAGGUAAACAACACAAGCUCCAAUGCCACAACAGAGAAGGAGGAAUUGGAUGAGACUUCUUUUAAGACAGACAAACCACUGCAUUCAGAUGAAAUGGGACAGGCUGUGCGCACAGAGAGAAAUGUAAAGUUUAUUAUGGACCUAAGUGAAGUGUCUGAUGAUAUACUGUUUCUCAUCCUAAUCCAUGUUCCUUUUUGGGAACUGAGGUCAAACUGUAGGCUUGUUUGUAAGCGAUGGAAAGACGUUGUGGACAGCCAAGCACUUUGGAGGGUGAAAUAUGAACAAGUGCUAAGCAAGAAACUCCAGACACGCCUACCAUCCAACACUGACUGGAAGAAUCUGUUUUACAAACUGUUUGCCAGGAACCUUAUCAAGAACCCUUGUGGAGAUGAUGGCUUUGAACACUGGAAUGUCAAUCAUGGUGGUGAUGGUUGGGUGAUUGAACGUCAUCAUGGAGAACUGAAGGAAACUACAUCAUCUAACUGCUUUGUCACCUCAUAUGGGUGGUGUAGCAAGACACAAUGCAUCGACUUGGUUGAAGAAGGAUUUGAAGAGCAUUUCCUUGAUGACUUUCAGCCCGACAUCCUAAUUAAUGACUGGUACGGUUCCCGUCAUGAUUGUGGAGCCAUAUACUUAAUUAAGGUUGACCUUUUAAAUUCUCAAAAGGAGACCAUAAUGACUUUUGAAAAGCCAUUUCCAGAGAUUCCACAGUGGAAUGACAGCUCCUAUCAUAAGGUCCAACAUGUUUUCCGCAGCUAUGGGCCAGGUGUACGCUUUGUUUGCUUCUCACAUAAAGGAAAAGACAAUAAGUUUUGGGCAGGAUACUAUGGAGCUCGGAUUGCCAACAGUACUGUUAAGGUUCUUCCUUAUAAGCGUUAAAAGGAAAUUGUUUAAAAGAAUCUUUAUUUUAAAAAUAUCUUUGUUUCAUGUUGUUCAUAAAAUGUAAUAAUAUGUACUUAUGCUAAUUUGUCAGUCUGAAAUCAUUUUAUAUAUUUACAACAAAUAUUAAAAAUAAUUUAGAGCUUUAUAGCAUUGAAUGAAGGAAGAAUAUGUAUAAAAUAAGAAUGAAACUAAAAUUUAUGCAAGCUAAUAAAUUAAAAGUAAACUCCA